Molecule: messenger RNA, 1299 nt
Organism: Penicillium cinerascens
Lineage: Eukaryota; Fungi; Ascomycota; Eurotiomycetes; Eurotiales; Aspergillaceae
Product: Gfo/Idh/MocA family protein
Exons: 1
Coding region: 1-1299 (432 amino acids)
Biological process (GO): NADPH regeneration
Cellular component (GO): cytoplasm
Molecular function (GO): oxidoreductase activity; nucleotide binding
Source: RefSeq, a predicted model, not a curated record
AUGACGACCCCGUUUCCGGUUCUCCGCCUGGCCAUUCUUGGCGCCACCGACGCUGUCGAGUCCACGUACCUACCUACUCUGACCACCCUCAAGUCACACUUCGAUAUCCUCGCCCUCCAUUCCAGUAAAAUUGAAACCGCCCAGCAUUGCCAAAAGCUCUUCAACAUCCCAAACAUCACCACAGCCCCCGAGGACAUUCUCAAUAGCGUCGAGGUAGAUGUCAUCCUCAACCUCUUCCCCUUCGAAUACCAUGAGAAGUAUACCAUCGCCGCCCUUGAAGCCGGCAAACAUGUCAUGGUGGAAGUCCCUCUCAGCAUGACAAUCCACUCCCUCCGUCAAAUUCGCAACGCAACCACCAAGGUCGUGAACGCACGCUCGUCCCCAGGUGAAAACACCGGUGCGCCUCGCGUCUUCGUCGGAUGUGCACGCCGCUACGCACCGUGCUAUACAGACAUCUUCAAGAAAGAGCUCGCCAAUCUGGACCGUAUCCACUACGCACGAUGCCGCAAUAUCGCCGGUCCACUUCAAAUCCCCGCUCACCACACAAACGGAGUCAACAAGCGGAACGGGACCAACGGUACAAAUGAAGUAAACGGCCACACCGAUACAGACGAAUUCCAGAACCUCCUAGUCGACAUCUUCGGCUCCGAUGACAUCACACCUGACCGCGUCGCCUUCUGCCGUUUCCUGGGUAGCUUGGGAUGUCACGAUCUGUCUCUGAUGCGCGAGUCACUCGGCUUCCCGGAUGCUGUCUCCUGCGUCUCUAUUACCGAACCGUUCUACUCUGCCAACUUCCACUACACCGAUGACUCGGAUGUUGACGGACACCCAUUUACCCUGUUCUACGAGGCUGGCGUGGACGCGCUCCCGCGCUGUGACGCACAUCUUACCGUGUACGGUGCUCGCAAGACACUCACCGUGGAGUAUGACUUCCCUCACCCCGGCGAAGCGGCGGGUAAGGAGAGAUCGGUAAAGGUUACUGUCGAGGAGAUGGAUAUGGGCGAGGAGCAGAGUAACGGUCAUGGAGAUGGGACCGCGGUCAAUGGAAGUGGGAACCGCAACGGAAACGGAACCGCAACCGGGGUCGUGCGUCCCCGCGUCAAGAGAACCGAGUACGUGAGCACCUGCGAGGAGGCGUAUAAUCGUGAACUGCGUGCUUUGCACUCCUAUUGCACGGGUGAAACGGGUCCAGAGGUGAAGACCACUCCCGAGGACGCUCUGAAUGAUCUCCGUCUGCUGCACAUGAUCUUCAGUCACUAUGACCGGCAGUGCGGAACGAUUCGCACGCCUUUGGGUUGA